AUGGCCACCGCGGCCAGGACGGGGCAUCUCGAGCGGACGGCAGAGGAGCCGCGGGAUAGGCGACUUCACGAGGUGAGGCUCAGUCGGGUCGAUCAGGUUAACGAGCGGAUACGGCAGUUUCGCCUCGAGCUCCAGUCCGGGCCAGCAAAGUUCCUCCCGGGCCAGUGGCUAGACACGUACGUGCCCGGCAUCGAGAAGGCAGGAGGGUUUACCAUCACGUCCACCCCCUCCGCUGCUGCCGGCGAGGUUGUCGGUGCUGCGACGCCGCCAUAUCUUGAGCUUGCCGUGCAGGAGUCUCCCGGCAAUGAGGUAGCGGCAUGGCUCUGGAGGGCGCCCGAUGAGAUCGUGGGGGCGCUGCUGCUGGUGCGCAUCGGCGGGAGCUUCGUGUUCCCACCCUUGGCGGCGCCAUCAGACUCGGGUUCGGCUGCGCAGCAACAGCAGGACCUCAACAACGUCCGGAGCGUGUUCUUCGUCGCCGGCGGCGUUGGCAUCAACCCGCUCGUGAGCAUGCUAAGCGCUCUCGCCGAAACAAGUCCUCUUCAUGGUGGCGGCGGCGGCGACGCGCUCCAUGUCAGCGUUUUGUACGCGACCAAGAUGCCCGCGAGCGGUAAUCUAAGCGAUGUGCUGUUCAUGGAGAGGCUCGCGAAAUUGUUUGGCGAGGGGCGCUUGAAGGGCCUGCUGAGGAUCUACGCCACGGAUGGUACAGGAGCACGUCUGCCGCCGGAGGGGACGUGUGAGCUGCACGGCGCCCAGGUCAAGAUACGCCACGGCCGCAUUUCCGAGGAGCAGGUCCGGACCAUGGUCGGGGAGCGGGGCCCAGAAGCCAGUCUUGUGUAUAUCUGCGGCCCGCCGAUGAUGACGGAUCAACUGGCCGCGGCGCUCACAUCGGGGGUCGGGGGCAAGCCCUUCAUGGAGCCGGGGCGCGUCUUGACAGAGAAAUGGUGGUAA
Molecule: messenger RNA, 948 nt
Organism: Purpureocillium lilacinum
Lineage: Eukaryota; Fungi; Ascomycota; Sordariomycetes; Hypocreales; Ophiocordycipitaceae
Cellular component (GO): mitochondrion
Molecular function (GO): oxidoreductase activity
Source: RefSeq, a predicted model, not a curated record